Myotis brandtii (Brandt's bat) is the source of this 914-nucleotide messenger RNA. RefSeq names its product C-type lectin domain family 3, member B (gene CLEC3B). The record is from RefSeq and is a predicted model, not a curated record. The annotation marks the transcript as partial. NCBI's taxonomy places the organism in Eukaryota, Metazoa, Chordata, Mammalia, Chiroptera, Vespertilionidae. Gene Ontology annotation, biological process: ossification; bone mineralization. The transcript has 3 exons.
CAGCUUGGGUAAGUCCUUCAACCUCACUGAGCCUCAGUUUCUGCGACUGUAAAAUGGGGAGAUGGCAGGACUUCCCUCCUGUUGCUGUUGGGAAGCCUCUCUGAGCGAAUUCCAGGGAAGGGCGUGACUCCGCACCUGCCCUGGGUGUGAGCUCUGAACACUAUCAUGUGUUUUUCAGAAUCCUAGAAAAUAUUUUAGAAGGCAGGGCCAGGAUGCCGGGGGCUGUUCCCUGGGAGGCGAGGCUCUGCAGCUCCCAGCCUUCCCCCUUCGCAGGCGUUCUGUUUUGUUUUGCUUGGGUGCGCCCACAGCCAAGUCUGGGAGGGUUUCCUGGACAGAGGUCCUCGCGGCAGCUGCUGAAGCCGUGCAGCCCUGGUCACAGCGCCACUGCUCUCCGACCCAGGCGCACUGCAGGCAGCAGCAGCAUGGAGCUCUGGGGGGCCUACCUGCUCCUCUGCCUCUUCUCCCUCCUGACCCAGGUCACCGCCGAGCCACCGUCCCCCAAGGUCAAGAAGGCUGCAAAUGCCAAGAAAGAUGUUGUGAGCCCGAAGAUGCUUGAGGAGCUCAAGAGCCAGCUGGAGAGCCUGGCCCAGGAGGUGGCCCUGCUGAAGGAGCAGCAGGCCCUGCAGACGGUCUGCCUGAAGGGCACCAAGGUGCACAUGAAGUGCUUUCUGGCCUUCGCCCAGGCCAAGACCUUCCACGAGGCCAGCGAGGACUGCAUCUCGCGCGGGGGCACGCUGGGCACCCCGCAGACGGGCUCGGAGAACGACGCGAUGUUCGAGUACCUGCGGCAGAGCGUGGGCAGCGAGGCCGAGAUCUGGCUGGGCCUCAACGACAUGGCGGCGGAGGGCGACUGGGUGGACAUGACCGGCGGCCGCAUCGCCUACAAGAACUGGGAGACGGAGAUCACGGCGCAG